Messenger RNA from Sesamum indicum (sesame), 3502 nucleotides. Its product is annotated as protein SMAX1-LIKE 4. NCBI's taxonomy places the organism in Eukaryota, Viridiplantae, Streptophyta, Magnoliopsida, Lamiales, Pedaliaceae. The record is from RefSeq and is a predicted model, not a curated record.
AUCUCUCUACAUCUCCGCUUACAUUAUACUCUCAAGCUGCCUCCUUCACCACCUUUUAGUUUCCCAACCAGUCACCCGUUUAUUUUAUAAUAACGGAGUUAAAAGAAGUCGCUAUUUAUUUCCAUUUGAUGCAAGUGUCAUACUGCUACCAUUUCAAAAACCCGUCCAGCUUUCGACCUCAUAAUUUCCAAACAAGAAAACCCCAACCAGCACAGUAGAAACAUACACACACACACACAUUCAAGUGGGACGGGUGGUUUCAAGGGGGAGGUGAAAUCAAGAGAAUUCAUAAAGAAGACGUAGCUAGUUCUCGGUUCGUGGUUAUUUGAGAAGAUAAGAGAGAGUUAUCUCUCAAAGAGGGGGGGUUUUGGGGUGGGGUGUGGGCUAAGUUAUGCGUGCAGGAGCUUGUGCAGCACAGACCCUCUCACCGGAGGCUGCUUCCGUCCUGAAGCACUCUCUCAGCCUGGCCAGGCGCCGUGGCCACGCUCAGCUCACUCCGUUACAUGUCGCCGCCACUUUGCUGAGCUCAAGACCCAGCCUUCUCAAAAGGGCUUGCCUCAAAUCUCAGCCUCAUCAUCAACCCUCUCAUCCUCUUCAAUCCAGGGCCCUUGAGCUUUGCUUCAACGUCGCCCUUAAUCGGCUUCCGGCCUCCCCGGGACCGCUCCUCCAUGCGCAGCCUGCUUUAUCUAAUGCACUCGUCGCAGCCCUCAAGAGGGCUCAGGCCCAUCAGAGACGAGGCUCCAUAGAGCAAAACCAGCAACAACCGCUUAUAGCUAUCAAAGUCGAGUUGGAGCAGCUGAUUUUGUCUAUUUUGGAUGACCCUAGUGUGAGUAGGGUUAUGAGGGAAGCUGGUUUCUCUAGCACCUCAGUCAAGAACAACUUGGAGGAGUCCAAUUCAGUUUCUUCUGUUUUCCAGUGUUAUAACAGUACCCCUGGUGGGAUUUUCUCCACUCCCAGUUCUUCUCCCACUGAAGCCCAUCAUCAGAGGGAGUUUACAAUAAACCCUAACAGUUUCUGGCAAAACCCUCAUCUGUUUUCGCCUCAGAAGAAGCCUGUGAGCACUGAUGAAUUCUUUUUGAAGGAAGACAUCAAGGUGGUAUUGGAGGUUUUGUUGGGGAAGAAGAGAAAAAACACUGUUAUAGUUGGUGACUCAUUAUCCAUGGCUGAAGUGGUUGUUGCCGAACUGAUGAGAAAUCUUGAGAAAGGAGAAGUUCCAGACGAGUUGAAAUCAGUAAAAAUCGUCAAGUUUCAGCUUUCAUCAGUACCCCUCAUGUUCAUGAAGAGGGACGAAGUAGAUAUGAAUGUAGCUGAUCUGAAAAGGAAGGUGGAGUCUCUUACAUCAUGUGGGGGAGUCAUCAUCUACAUUGGUGAUCUAAAAUGGACGGUUGAGAGAGUUGGUGAUGAUGAUGAGAUUUCUGCUGGUAAUGAAUCCAAUGUUUACAGCCGUGUUGACUAUUUAAUUGCGGAGAUCGGAAAGUUGGUUUCUUGGUUUAAUUACAGCUCAAGUUACAUGAGGGUUUGGUUGAUGGCCACCGCCAAUUACCGGACUUAUAUGAAGUGUCAGAUGAGACAACCCCCUCUGGAUGUUCAAUGGGCUCUUCAAGCUGUUUCUGUUCCAUCAGGUGGACUAGGAUUAAGCCUAAGUGGCCGGGAUUCAAGAACCAGCUUCCCACAAAGUCCAUCUCAAGUUACUGACAGAAAGCUAUUCUGUCUCAAGGAGGACCAAGAUGUUCUCACAUGUUGUCCAGAUUGCAAAUCCAAUUAUGAGAAAGAAGCUAGCUUCAAAUCAAUCCACCACAAAUCUUUUCCAAUCAACAAGGAUGAAGAAAAUGGCUCGGCCCAUUUUCCCUACUUGCUCAAACAACACAGCGACGAGGCAGUCGAAGAGGAAGCUUUAAGUGAAUUGAGGGAAAAAUAUAACAAAUUCUGUCAAAGUCUCCACCAACAUAGCCAAAAUCUGCGUAAUUCAAGCUCCGUCGUUUGCGGUCUUGGGAGGAACUAUGACUACACUUCAUCGUACUCAUGUGGGCCAAACAAGAACAACAUCCUUGCUAAUUCUGAAACAGUUUCAUUCGCUUAUCCUACAAUGAAGCCUAAUCAGACCAUCGGCUCUCUGCCUCGGUUCAGACGAAAGGAAACAUGCCAUAUCGAGUUCAGUUUUAGCAAUGGCAAUUCCAAACUUCAAACAGUGGAGCCGAAUUUGGAUUCCGAAGUAAAGAUCACCCUUGCCCUUGGGAACUCCAUUUAUGCGGACGCACGCGCACAUGACAAAAUUGGAGUGGACAAGGAUUUGCUUGGCAUAUUUCAAGAAAAUGUGCCAUGGCAAUCAGAAACCAUUCCUUUGAUUCUAGAGGCAUUGAUGGAUUCUGAAGGGACCAGUCAAGAUAAGUUUUUGUUGAUUCAGGGGAAAGACGUUGUGGGGAAACAACGAAUAGCCGCUGCAGUAGCAAAGUCUAUGUUUGGUUCUUCUGACUUGCUCUUUUGCAUGAACAUGAGGAGCGAUGCAAAUACGGUAGCUGAGAAUCGUGAAAUACUGGAGAAAGCCUUGAGAGAUCAUGAAAAACUCGUUGUUCUAGUUGAAGAUGUCGAUUAUGCUGAUCCUGAAUUUUCAAAGUUUCUUGCUGAUGCCUUUCUUGAGGCUGGAAAACAGGGCUCCUGGAGAAGGCACACUAGAGAUUCUAGCCAAGCAGUAUUUAUCUUAACAAUGGACGGAGACAGCGGCUACUGUAUGGCAAGGGAUAACGUAAAUUCUGUAAUUCAGAUGAAGCUGCUUGUCAAUGAGUCCAAAUUCGUCGCUGUGAUGCCUAAUGUUGUGCACAAGCGGAAAGCAGAGUGGGAUUUCCCAAUCAGAGGGAAGAGCCGAAGGAGCAAUGAGAUGGACGAGGUCUCCUCCAAUGCUGUCGAGAAUGCAAGGCAGUUGAGCUCAAAUGCUCUCGAUCUCAAUGUCAAAGCUGAAGAUGAUGAGGCGGACGAAGGCAAACUAGGCACGUUCAGCCCAAUUUCAAGCGACUUGACACGUGAAACGACAAUCAUCGAGCAGCAGAGUUCACUGAGCUUCCUGAAAAAGAUCAAGAACUGCUUUGUUCUGAAUAGGAAUUCGGAGCAAGACAAGCAGGCAAGAGAGAUGUUCAUGUCCAAAUUCAGAAGGUCUUUUCAGGAGGCCAACAUAAGCAGUUUCAACAUAGACGAGACGGUGUUGGAGGAAGUUUUCCAAGGUUCGGGAUUCUAUCUUAACAGCCUGUUUGAUCAAUGGCUGAAAGACGUUUUUGAGACGAGUUUACGGAUGAUUGAUACAGGGGAGAAGGAGAAGGUUAGCAUUAGGCCAUGUUUAGGAUGGAAAGGAGAGAGUUCAUGUCCGAAGGAUGGAUUCAUGGGAACAUGUCUUCCCAGAAGAAUCCCACUUUCUUUCAUAGGUUAAGACUUAACCUUGUAACAUAUUCCUGUAAUUCUAAUUAGGCUGUAAUUAGGGUUUUCAAAUACAAUGCCUAGCUUGUUUUCCACA